This is a messenger RNA of Pelobates fuscus (common spadefoot toad), 7030 nucleotides long. It is a transcript of the gene PEAK1, whose product is annotated as pseudopodium enriched atypical kinase 1. Lineage: Eukaryota; Metazoa; Chordata; Amphibia; Anura; Pelobatidae. The coding region runs from base 442 to 4791 and encodes 1449 amino acids. Gene Ontology annotation, cellular component: actin cytoskeleton; focal adhesion. Gene Ontology annotation, molecular function: protein kinase activity; ATP binding. The transcript is spliced from 5 exons. The record is from RefSeq and is a predicted model, not a curated record. Gene Ontology annotation, biological process: protein phosphorylation.
CAGACACACACACACACACGCACACUGGCACUCAGACACACACAGACAGGCCAUACACAAAUCACACGCAGCACGGAUCUGACACACAACACAGCCUGCACCAUACAGCACCCUGACACACAGAGGUCUCCCAGAAUCACUGAGACUCCGGAGGCAGAAUCACACACAACUGUCAGGCACAGAUGUCACACACAGACCGUUCUGGCACACACAUUUGUAUCACACAGAGAUAGCUCUCUCACAUGCAUAUUCAACAUUGCAGUGCAUCCUCACCGUUCAUCAGAGACAGAUCUGCUAAACGCGACAUAUGUUGUUAUUUGAAGUGGCUGUUGUAACUCUGGAUGUGUGACGAUGAUCCUGACCUGUGUCCUGUGAUGACUUGAUUUAGGGGAAAAAGCUCAUCUGUGUGCCCCGGUGCCAUGCUCUACAGCUCCUUCCAUCAUGUCGGCCUGCGGCUCAUUCACAGAGCAUGUUUGGAAACCAGGAGAAUGCAAAAACUGUUUUCAGCCCAAAGGACAACACCAGCUGGCAGCUCUUGGCAGGGGAAAUUCUGGACAGCCUCCGCCUCCGCCACCACCACCUCCUCCCUAUCGGGCUCAUCAUGCCAAAGUCAACACCAAUCAAAGGCCCCGUACCACAACUGGAUUCAGACCCCCAGUGGCCAAGAAGCCCACCAUUGCUGUCAAGCCCACUAUGAUGGCAGUAGAUGGACCAGUGGGCCACCAUACACAGGGGCAAGCUAGGGUACCGCUUCCCCCCGUAACAACUCGGAACCAAAACCAGGCACCUUCAGUCACAUGUAGUGAUGAUCAAGCAAAUAACAACACAGGUGGAGAACACUUGAUGACCAAUAACAAUCACAUGGACAACAGUGGUCUUACUGAAGUUCUGAAGGAAAUAGCAGGUUUGGGGAGCCCCUCUGCUCCUAUACCACCCCCAGAAGGCACAGCCCGAGAAACAUUUUUAUGCAGGAUCAAUCAGUGCUACAGACGCUCCUUGGAGAGAAAACCAUCAGCCAGCUGUCUUUCUGGAAGCCAUCAUGAAGGAAGGGGAGCAAAGCAGAAUGAGAAACGAGUGGCGAUGAGUGGAGAAGAGGGGGCAGUCAUUUCAAGAGAUGGUGGGCGUUUUUGUUACCCAGAAUUUUCCAGCGGUGAGGACAGUUGGGAUGAGGAGUACGAUACUGAGAAGGGAGAGCGGGAAAGUUGGGAAGAGAGUGAUGAGGAACUCUUGGCCAUGGAAAUUCGCAUGAGAGGGCAACCACGUUUUGCCAACCUGCAGGGAGGAAGCCUGUCUCCAGUGCCUGGCAGAUUAGGAGGCAGAGAAAAAUGGAAUACUGUGCCGCUUCGCCAGAAGUCACUGCAGAGGGUGUGUGCUGUGGAUUAUGACGAUAGUUAUGAUGAGAUACUAAAUGGCUGUGAUGUAGGUGCAGAUAUAAAUGCUAUUUCCCCAUCUCCAGAUUUUUCUGUAUCAGAAUCUUUGUCCUGCCCUCCAUCCACUUCCUCCUCUUCUUCCUCAGGAGGGCUUUAUUGUAAUGGUACAGUCGAAGCUGAGAAACCUGAGGGUACUGAACAAGAUGUGACCGUACAAGGUGUUGUCCAAGAUGCAGGUAUGGCUCAAGCCAAGCCAUAUCGUGUGGUAAGUCUAGAGCAGCCUGUCUGUAAACCAUACACGGUUGUUGAUGUAUCAGCUGCUAUGGCUGGAGAAUGCCCACCUCCGCCCAGUACUAGAUUAAGAAAAGGAAGUUCCACUCGCUAUCAGGAGGUCUGGACAUCCAGUACCAGUCCCCGACAGAAGCUUGCCAAGACUGAUUUAGUGGAAGCCCCCAAGCGAAGUUGUCACAAGUCGGCCCCUACUUCACCCACUGCUGGAUUGAGCACUCACACUGUACCUGUCCGCUCACCCAAUCUGUCAGAGAUAAAAUUCAACAGCUACAAUAAUGCUGGAAUGCCACCCUUCCCCAUUAUCAUUCACGAUGAACCAGAGUACGCCCAUAGCUGCAAGAGUGCCGACAAAGUGCCCAUUCUUAUCAAUCCUAGUGCUUAUGAUAACCUGGCAAUAUAUCGAAGUUUUGUGGGUGCUGGAGGAGGAUUCCCACCGCCUCCUGACAAGGAAAAGCGUCAGACUGCAAGUGUGAUCAGCCACACAUACGAGGAAAUUGAAACACCUGCUAAAGGUCAGAGAAAAGAGGAUCCCAAGGACGAAGUGGUCCCAGAAGUCCCAACUUGUCCCAGGGAGAGUGCAAACAGGGUACUGUCUCAAAUUGUGGCAUCAAUCCAGCCCCCUCGUUCUCCACCAGAGGCUAUGACUCCUGAUUCUGCCAGCAGUGAGGAGCACCACGCCCCACUGUCCCAUCCAGAGCCUGAGGUUGCUCCAGGUUCAUUAGGCAGACCGAAAUCCUUAUUCCCGCUGCAAAGUGAAACAAUGGGAACUCUUAGUUUCAGCAAGUCAUCCUCGAUACCUUCCAGUGAUGACAGCCCAACUGUACCGGUUAACACAGAACCACUGCCUCCCUUCCCACCACCACGCUCCACUUCUUCACCAUACCACGCAAGUAUGCUACAUAAACACUUUGCCACUCGUGGCAAGCCUACUGGAACUAAUCGUCCCUCUCCCACUGAAUGCUCAACUCAGCCACGCCGACCAGCUGAUGCUAAGCCACGUCGUUGGAUCUCCUUCAAGAGCUUUUUCAGGAGGAAGAAAGAGGGAGGUGGGAUUGGGGCAAAUGAAGAAAGAGGAGAUGAUGGCAAGCUUGUUGGACUGGAUGGAACAGUCAUCCACAUGCUUCCACCACCACCCGUCCAGCGUCACCAUUGGUUUAGUGAAAGCCGUACUGGACCAGGAGAGAAACCUUCUAUUGUGUUUAUGUGUCAAUCUGACGAAGAGAGAGUGGCCAGCAGCCCACAGGACAGUGUAUGCACGGAGACCAGAUCUAGCAGUACACCUGAUGAUACACCUCUACAGGAGACCCCUCCAGCUGGAUUUUCAACCCGCACUUUGUCACCACCUUCUAAUGAACAAAUUGAAACGGGGACGGUGACACCACCUACUAAUACAGAGAUGCAGGCUAGAGAGGAGUCCGGCACUGCUUCCGACCAUUCCUCUGAUUGCAGUCCUGGAGGAGUGACCUAUACCAAUCUAGGUCAUUCUCGGGCCAACAUGAUCCCAUACAAGCAGCCACGCCAGACACGAGGUGGGAGCCCUCCUAAAGACCAAGAAACUCAACCCACUCCUCCACCUCUCCCUAAGAAGAACACAACACCCCGUCAGCUCACACCUGAGAAGACACCAGGAACUUCACUAAAUCUUGCAAACCCUACCUAUGACACAGAGAAGAGUUGGGAGGCUGGGGGCAGUGAGUCAGGAGAUUCCAUUGAAAGGUUAAAGGGGAGUGGAGGUCGGAUUGCUAAAUUACAGACCGAGGCCUUGCGCAGGUUUUACGCGCGGUGUGAGGACAUUUUCAUGGCAGGGCAGAGAGAGCCAAUAAGCUUUGGACUAGAGAGCUGGCCUGAUUUUCGCCUAACUAGCCCGACUCCUUGCUGCCUGGCUGGGGACGCGGUGUAUUACCGAGCAUCAUACGCACGGGACCCUGGUAACCUAUACGCUGUGAAGAUUUGCCGCGGCAAGGCAAAGCAGGCCCAACGAGAAUACUAUCACUGUUUGACAGUACGGCAAGGCCUCUCAGAACACUUUAACAUCCAGCAGGACUGUGGCCAUUUCCUGGCAGAGGUGCCUGCACGUUUGCUUCCAUGGGAGGAUCCCACCGUGUCUGAGGAGGAAGAAGAAGAGGAGGAAACGCAAGAAGGAGAAAGUGUUUCUACCCCAGAAGAAUCCAAACCAGCACUAAAGGGGGGUCAGAAGCAGCCUGCAUCAGGAAACCAGGGUUCUUUGGGAAAACGAAGGAGCAGGAUAGUAGUUAUCACACGAGAACCUCCCAGGCAGACACUUGCAGACUUUGUUCGGGAGGGAGAGAUCCAGCACCGAAGAGAGCCAGAGGUUUAUGAGAGGAAAGUGUGCUUGCUACUUCUCCAACUCUGUGGGGCUUUGGAGCACUUAAAGGCACAAGGCAUAACCCAUUGCGACCUACGGCUAGAUAACCUGCUGCUUGCCAGCUGUCGGCCCAGUGAGUCAGGCUGCAGUUGUUGUCGUGACUCUUCUAAGGAGGAACUAAGUGAGCAGGGUAAGGAGAUAGGUGCCUUUGAGCAAAGAGCAAUGUCCACCUGUUCAGGCCGCCUUCUCCUCACCAACUUUAACCAGGCCAAGCUGAAGAGCCAAGGAACAUGGCGCCCACAGGGACUUGGUGAUCCCUCACGUUUGGCUCCAGAGAUCGUAGGGGCCACUCAAUAUAGGAGGAGCGAUGAGUUCCAAACAGGUAUCCUGAUCUAUGAGAUGCUACACCUACCAAAUCCUUUCUUGGAUGGGGGAUUGAAGGAAAGAGAAUAUGGCCCGUGUGAUUUGCCAGCUGUGCCACGCCGGUCUCCAUACUCCCAUGGUCUUGGCCGCCUUGCAGGACUUCUACUACAUCACAGCCCGUCAGACAGGCUGCAGGUGGGCCAGGCCAAGGCAGGUUUACGCUGUCUGAUCUGGGGUCCUCGUGAUGAAGCAAUCCAAGGACCAGGUGCUCUGAAUAACUGGCUAGAAGUGAAGAGAACAUUGCUGCUUAUCAGGCUAGCAGAGCGCGCUCUUGAGAGGGAAGGAGGUGUCAGUUUGGAGGACUGGCUGUGCUGUCAAUACCUUGCAUUUGGCACAACCCAAGGACUGGCACAAACCCUGCGGUUACUGGAAAAACGUUGACGCGCAUGGCCUCCUUUUUCAUCUUCAUUUCCGUCAGUCAGCGUGCAAUAGCUGGGAUUUUCCCACAAGGCUCCGUUUAAGAAGCUUGAACUUUCAGUGUUAUACCACUUCCUCCUUACACAGGCAGGCAGACACAACUAUGCUCUUUACGCACAUCUGAUUAUACAUACAUGUCACAGACACUGCAUACAUUGCAUCAGUAUCUACAUUUAUGCAUUGAAAGGUUGUUCCAAGCACCAUAACCACUACAGCUUAUGUUUUUUUCUUGGAGAAGGCUUUGGAUGUCUCAUUGGGGCCGUCCCAGCUCCUAAAGCCCACACCUUCUAUGGCCAAUGUAAUAAUGUGAAAGCUGUGCGCUGCUGAAAUGACAUAGACUCUGUGUCAGUUCAGUAACACCAAAUUGUUUAAAGAAUCUUGCUAGAUAUAUAAUAUUUUUGCCAGGUAAUCUCAUUGACAGCAGAGGGGGGAUGACUUUGGGUGCAGGGGAGAUUCACGUUAUAUUAUCAGACCUCUUAAAAAACUAUUUUUCAAAGCCUAGUGGUACUGCACCCAUUGCCUCUUGCGGAAUUGUUACUGACCUUGUUUGCCAGGCCUAAUAGUAUUGGUAUCCAUGGACAUAUGGGGACAUAGAGUGAUCCAAAUCCGGUAUAGCCAAAUGAGUGCAUCUAAUUGUUAAACUGUAUCUGGAAUGAACCCAAUUGGCAUCCUGUGUGGCUGGCUGAGGUUUACAAGUGUUAUAGGCAAUUAAUAGCUGGAGGUCUUUAUUUGUUGGCCUUUGAGCCAAAUCAUUCCUCCUACUCUAUUUCCACUUUCAUAUAACCACAUAGAGCAGCGAUGACUAACUUUAACACAUCUGUUGUUCAUGAAAAAUAUAUGGAUUGUGCUAUUUUUCUUUUCUUUUUUUUGUUUUAGAAAACAGUCUGAACUGUUUUUAUAUCUUAAUUUAAAAUCUAUGCUUGGCUAUCCUGGCACAACUAGUGAAAAUCAUGCAAAUUAAUUUAACCCUCACAGUGCCGUUUGUGUGGGCACGUGCAGGUGUAUGGCACUGUAUGUUUAAAUGCCCAUACAACAUGGGGUGUUAACAUUGCCCCGGACAUGGACGUGCUACAGAGGUAAGUGUUUUUACUUCCCUCAAAUGCAUUACUCGCCUCUGUUAACAUUGCAAUGGCAUUUACUUGGUGAAUGGGGAACUUUUACAUUCAAGGAAGUGACAGUAGGUCUCAAAAUUUCCACCAGACAUUGGCAAGUGAAAUUUCAGAAUUGGCGAGUAAAAAUCCCCCCACCGCCCCCAAUGAGAGUGCCGCAUUCUCUCCAAGCUUGCAGUGGCAAAUAACUUGCUUUAACUGAAACUUUUCUUACAGUUGUGUAGCCACAUACAGUUCUCCUUUAAAUAAUGUUCAGAAACAUGUGGUGUGCCAGAGCUGUCAAUCUGUGAUCGAGAGACAUGCAUAGAUUACAUGCUGAUGCUUUCAAAAACAACACUAAUGCACACAAACCGAUGACAUGAUCCCUGUUUUAUUGAUCGAAAAUUCUGCUGGCAGACAUACACGCACAGUGCGCUCAAACACACACACACACACUGCCUCUCUGUGAAGGAUGAGAUUACCGGAACUAGUAUUAUUAUGAAACGUUUUAUUCUGAAUGCUUUUAAUACCAUAAAUCCAUAUUUAUAUUUAUAUACAAACACACGUACAGUAUACAUAAGCAAGACACACCCAUAGUGUUAUGACAUAUAUUUAUCUAUAUACACUUUGUGAAGACAGAGGUGUCAUUAACACUUUGAGUUCAUCUAGCCAUAGUAAGGGGAGAACACUCAUUUAAACCCUCCAAGAGAUGAGUGGUGCAUUUCUUCUUAAUGUGUUGCACUUUGAGGGUUAAUCCGUGUGCUGCCAGUUUAGCUGUCCCAAGAUUUUUAGAAGGAUUUUGUGAACCCCUAACCUCUUCCCACCCUCGAAAACUGGUUACCUUGAGUGUAUCAUUGCAUUCAAAAGCGUUGUUAACCUUACUCACCAGAAGGUUACCCAGUUCCCGAGAACGAAUUUGCACCCCAUUGCUUUCUUUUUCCUCUGUUAUAGGAGGAAUGGGAGAGGAUGGGGGUAGCAUCUGUCAAUGGGUGCCCCCAGUCUCCUGCCCUCCCUUACUCCGUCUGGUUUUGUUGUGGUACUCUGACCUAACCACCUAUCCUGAAGGCUGAUGUUCAUAUUAUUACUGUGUUAAUAAACCUGCUUUAUGGCACUGA